Molecule: messenger RNA, 603 nt
Organism: Geodia barretti
Lineage: Eukaryota; Metazoa; Porifera; Demospongiae; Tetractinellida; Geodiidae
Source: the annotation of a GenBank genome assembly
ACGUAUAAAGUUGUGCUGCUCGGCGAGUUGGGGGUCGGGAAGACUUCGCUGUUCCGCCGACUCAAGGACAACACGUUCGACGAGUACCAGACGGCGACCACGGGCAUCGACAGCUGCACCAAGGUCGUCAAGGUGGACGGGGAGACUGUCAUGCUGAGUAUCUGGGACACAGCUGGCGUGGAACGGUUCCGGACUCUGACACGGAACUACUAUCGCAACGCCCAUGCAGCUGUGUUUGUGUACAGCAUGUCUGAGGCCUCGUCUCUCCACUACCUGGCCCAGUGGAUCAGAGACACUGAGAGCUUUGCGCCCAACGCCACUCGCAUGCUGGUGGGGAACAAGUCAGACCAGGAGUCUCUGGGAGAGAUUGAUGAAAACACCGCACACUCCUUUGCCACAGCCCACAAAUUUGAACUUCACUACAAGACGUCGUGCAAGACCAACGAAGGGAUUGGAGAGGCCUUCUCGAAGCUGGCGCACGCUCUCCACAGGCCAGAUUCACUCCAGUCAGAGCUGCGAAGACCAGCAGCCCAGGGCUCAGACGACAUAGUGAACAUUUCUGAUAGCAACAAUACUUCAAACCCCUCCUCAUGUAAGUGUUAG